AUGUCACCGGGUCAGCAGCUCAUAGCGUCAGUUGUGUUAAAGUUUCGAAGUCAGAGCUCAGGAGUCAGAGCUCAGAGCGUUCAGUUAGCUGGCUUAAAGUCCGAUGUCAGAGCUCAGAGGUCAGUUCUCGUGUUAAAGUCAGAGGUCAAGAGCUCAGAGCUGUCCAGUUUUUGUCAAUUGUUCAAGUCAGAGCGGUCAGAGGUCAGCAGGUUCCAGCUUGACACUGUUAAAGUCAGAGGUCAGUGUGUUAAAGUCAGCGGAUCAGAGCUAGAGGUCAGUUUUGUGUUAAAGUUCGACGUCAGAGUCAGAGGUCAGUUUGUGGUUAAGUCAGCGGCGUCAGAGUUUCAGAGGUCUCUGUUGACGGACGUUGAGCGACGCGCUUUUCUCUUGACCAUCUCGCUCGGUUCGCCGAGCUGUGGAAGUGAAGAGACGUGGAAGCACUGGUUCGUCCAUAAGGAUCUGGCAGCCAGGAACUGUCUGGUUGGCAUGGAUAUGCAAGUGAAGGUAUCAGAUCUUGGGCUAUCUAAGGAGCUCUACCCAGGAGACUACGUGAAGAUGUUGCGGCGAUCGCUCCCGAUCCGCUGGAUGGCGCCAGAGUCGAUCAAGGCCAACAUCUUUACGCGCUACAGCGACAUCUGGGCGUUCGGCGUGUUGCUAUGGGAGAUGUUCAGUUACGGCAACAAACCGUACAGCUACCGCGGCGACAACGAGGUCGUGGUGUACCUGACCCGCGGAGGACUGCUGAUGAAGCCGGAUAAAUGUCCCGUGGAGGCGUACAACUUAAUGCUCGGAUGUUGGAAGGAGAUACCGAGGGACCGCACCAAGUUCGAGGUGCUGCAAGCGAAGCUGAAGGAUCUGAGCAUCAUGGAGACGUCGCUAUAGCAACGGCAGGCGUUGCCAGGCAUGCUACAGCACAGCACUAGAUGGCGUGACUAAUCGCCCCGCCCCAUGAACGACGGUAGGGCCCUUGCUAUGGGCCUUGCUAGUGCAUACAUCGCGGAUGCAGAAAUGAAUGAGAGACACGUGUUUUCUACUUCGUUGUGCCAACAUACAGAAUGACGGAAACAGACUGGGGAGGGGGGGUGGACGUUGCAACUUCCAGUCUGUCGGAAGGACAUCCGGUGAGCGCCAUGUGGGAAGUGGCGCCAUCUCGAGGCAGCAAUGGGAAUAAAGAUAUGUUUUUCCACACGCGCCUACUCGGCAUAGAACAUACAACGUAAUAGCUUUUUAUAAAGAAAAGUCAUGCUGACAGAACUUUUAGCAUCCGUCAUGGUGAAUGUUCAUAGAUAUCAAGAACAAAAAUUCAUACUUGAUACGAAAGUGGAUCAUUUCUUUAUUAUGCUGAUUGUAGACGCUUAUACAUAAUUGCAGCUUGUAUAAUAAUAAUAAUUAUAAUAAUAAUGAUAACAAUAAAAAAUGCGGCGGAGAGAUAAAGGCGCUUGCGAGAUUCUUA
Messenger RNA from Priapulus caudatus, 1453 nucleotides. RefSeq names its product insulin-like growth factor 1 receptor. NCBI's taxonomy places the organism in Eukaryota, Metazoa, Priapulida, Priapulimorpha, Priapulimorphida, Priapulidae. Gene Ontology annotation, biological process: cell surface receptor protein tyrosine kinase signaling pathway; protein phosphorylation; multicellular organism development. The coding region runs from base 1 to 882 and encodes 293 amino acids. Gene Ontology annotation, molecular function: ATP binding; transmembrane receptor protein tyrosine kinase activity. The transcript is spliced from 6 exons. The record is from RefSeq and is a predicted model, not a curated record. Gene Ontology annotation, cellular component: signaling receptor complex.